Molecule: messenger RNA, 1521 nt
Organism: Thecamonas trahens ATCC 50062
Lineage: Eukaryota; Apusomonadida; Apusomonadidae
Product: TKL/DRK protein kinase
Exons: 2
Coding region: 1-1521 (506 amino acids)
Biological process (GO): protein phosphorylation
Molecular function (GO): ATP binding; protein kinase activity
Source: RefSeq, a predicted model, not a curated record
AUGGACGAGGCAUGUCUGCCGAUGUCGUCGUUUCUGGUGGUCGGUAACCCGAAGCGCAAGGCGAGCUGGAAGCUGCCGUAUGCCACCGCAGACGGCGCCGUCUCGCUCAAGUCGCUGACAUCCAUCAAGGAGGUGCUGGAGACCGGGAGGCUUUCGAACACAGAGAUCAGCUUCUCUAUUCCACCCGAGGCCCGCGAGCAGGCGCGGACGCUCAUCACCGAUGCGCUGGCGUACCUCGCCUCGCUGCCGCCAACGUCAGAAACUGCCGCAGCUGUCCGCCGCUAUCGCAGGCCACUCUCGCCGCUCCGCGACGCACCAAUCCACGGCAACGCGGCCGUCGUCGAGACCAAGCGGCAAGCAGAGGAGUGCUGCACUCCUGAUGCGCCGCCGGCAAGCAAGCGUCUAAAGCGGAUCGACGGGAGCAGGAAGCCUGGGCGAAUGGGGCGGCGGAAGAAGCGGAUCGACACGCUGGAGGAGCGCGCGAGCAAGCACGCGCUACUGGAAGCACGCGCGCUGGCGGUGACCGACGUUGUGGUUGGCAAGUUGCUUGGCGUCGGCGCAUCGGGUGAGGUUCGAUUGGCCCGGCUGAUGACCGGCUCCGGGGCGAGCCGGACCGGUGUGCAGGUGGCGGUCAAGACACUGUUCAAGACCUCAGCACUGGCCACCCAGAUGUUCUACGACGAGGCUGCGUUGCUGCUACAGCUUGACCAUCCGAAUGUGCUGAGGGUACAUGGGGUUUGCCUGGCGGCGUCGCCACGGAUGAUGGUCAUGGAGUACGUGCCGCGGUCGCUGGAGGAGAUGCUUGCGCCGGGCGCUCUUCCAAUUGCCGACGCACUCGUUAUCGCGCGCGGCGUGUUGACUGGACUCGACUACCUGCACAAUGCAGUCGAGCCGGCAAUCAUCCACCGCGACCUCAAGCCUGGCAACAUCCUGGUCGACAACUCGCUGCGCGCGGUUAUCGCCGACUUUGGUGUCUCGCGGGUCUCUUCCGACUCGACAAUGACGGUCAUCGGUACGCCGCUGUAUCUGGCGCCCGAGGUUGUCCGCGACGAGCGGUACUCGCACAAGGUCGACAUGUAUUCGUUUGGCAUGGUCCUCUAUCAGAUGCUCACCGGGACACCGCCGUUUGCGGUCCGCGCCGGCGACGGCCGCAUCAUCUACAAGUACUCGCGAGUCCAGCUAGUGAUGAAAGUCGCGGUCGAGAAGGAGCGCCCGAAGCUGCCGACGGCCAUGCCAGGCGUCCUCACCGACAUCAUCACCUCGAGCUGGGCUGAGGAUCCAGACGCGCGACCAGAGGCGUCGGCGCUCCUCGCCGCACUUGCUGUUAUCCCGCCGUUCCCGGUAGACGCGCGGGUGGUGCCGCUGGCUCCCACGCCACCGCCGCAGCCUACCGCUGCAGCUGCUGCAGCUGCCGCGGCCACCACUGUGGUGGUCGGCACAGCCGGGGCGACCGUUGCGACUGCUGCCACUGUGCUCCUGGACGAUGGUGGCGGGCCGAGCACUGCCGCGAGCGUGGAAUGA